This is a messenger RNA of Aspergillus caelatus, 1077 nucleotides long. It is a transcript of the gene sod2, whose product is annotated as superoxide dismutase sodB. The transcript is spliced from 4 exons. NCBI's taxonomy places the organism in Eukaryota, Fungi, Ascomycota, Eurotiomycetes, Eurotiales, Aspergillaceae. Bases 110 to 802 code for a protein of 230 amino acids. Gene Ontology annotation, molecular function: metal ion binding; superoxide dismutase activity. Gene Ontology annotation, biological process: superoxide metabolic process. Gene Ontology annotation, cellular component: mitochondrion. The record is from RefSeq and is a predicted model, not a curated record.
CUUCUCCUCCUCCUCUCUCUUCUUCUUCCUUUUCUUCUUUACCCUCUCCUCUCUUUUUGCAUUUGGUCACUACUUUGUAACGUAACUCAAUUCCAUUGAUACAUAAACCAUGGCUGCCUCUCUUAUCCGUACCUCUGCCCGUACCGCUCUUCGCGCUGGAGCUUCGGCUGCUCCCAAAGCUGCGGGUGUUGCGGGUUUGACCUUUGCCCGUGGCAAGGCCACUUUGCCUGACCUGGCUUAUGACUAUGGCGCCCUUGAGCCAUCUAUCUCCGGAAAGAUAAUGGAGCUUCACCACAAGAACCACCACCAGACCUAUGUCAACAGCUACAACACCGCCGUCGAACAGCUCCAGGAGGCCGUCGCCAAGGAGGACAUCGCCGCCCAGAUCAACCUCAAGCCCCUGAUCAACUUCCACGGUGGUGGCCACAUCAACCACACUCUUUUCUGGGAGAACCUUGCCCCUAAGAGCCAGGGUGGUGGUGAGCCCCCAUCUGGAGCUUUGGCCAAGGCCAUCGACGAGAGCUUCGGCAGCUUGGGAGAGUUCCAGGGCAAGAUGAACGCCGCCCUCGCUGGCAUUCAGGGAAGUGGAUGGGCUUGGCUCGUCAAGGACAAGCAGACCGGAAACAUUGGCAUUAAGACCUAUGCUAACCAGGACCCUGUCGUUGGCCAGUUCCAGCCUCUUCUCGGUAUUGAUGCUUGGGAGCACGCCUACUACCUUCAAUACCAGAACCGCAAGGCCGAAUACUUCAGUGCCAUCUGGGACGUCAUCAACUGGAAGGCCGUUGAGAAGCGCUUCGCGUAAGCGUGCAAAAAGUGUUGUGAUUUAACGCAGCUUGAUGAGCGGUUUGUUUCAGUUGUGUCCAGAGUGAUACUGUGUAAUGUGUGAUCAGGCUGUACUUGUAGCCCUAAUGCAAUUGGAUACGCCUUGUGUAUAUAUAACUACCCCUACUACUACUACUACUACUCCGUACUAGUAAUUAUUUUGCGGGGAGAAGGAAGCUUGCACCAGCCACAGUGGCUAGAUUUAAAUCACAUGCUCCCGUAGCAUUCCCGCAGUUUCCGGGAUGCUUAUUUUCU